AUGUUCACCACCCUUGUGGCCCUCAUCAAGUUUGCAUGGGCGUACCCGGGCAUCGCCAUCGCCAUCGUCCUGGCAGCCUAUGGCGCAUACUAUGCCGGCGUGAGGAGAUGGCGACGCAGCCAGGCCAUCAAACAGUACCGCCGUGAUCAACGUCGUCGUGCAGGUAUCCCAGACAGCGAUACCCGCCCAUGGCUCGUUGCGCGCCCCGCUGCCGAGCUGCGGCGGCGCGAGGAGGCGGCGCGUCUCGUCGCCGAGCAGCAGGCCGAGAGCGAGCGCAAGCGGCUCGAGAAGAAGCGCGAGGAGGUCGAGGAGUGGGGCCACCAGGCGCUCAAGACGCUUCGUGCGCUGCAUAGCUCUGGAGACCUCACGCCGCGCAGUGGAGCGUCGACCCCGCGGCUGCGUGGUCGCGCAGAGUCCAAUGCGUCGCUCGCGUCCACCGUCCCCGCCGGCCCGUCCCGGCCCUCUACGCUCGCCAGCCGUGCCCCGGCCCGCCAGCUCUCGCGUGUCGCGUCGCGUACCCUCCCUUCUAGUGCUGCCUCGAGCUCCCGCCAAGUGUCUGUUCGUCAACGUGUGGCCAAGCGCGGUCGCGGCGACGACGACUCGGACCUGGAUGAGGAGGAGCCGUCCCCACAACGUGUGCGCCGCCGUCCCACCGCCCGCGCAAGGGGCGUAGUCGACGCCGACAUGGAGAGUGCCGUCGGCGACGACGAGGACGACCUUGCCGAGCUGCACUCGGUCGACGAGGACAACGAAAACAUGAGCGAGGACGACUACGACGAAGGUAUGGCCGUGGACGACCGUCCGCUCCUGUCGCACAACCGCCCAAAACGCGCGCUUCCAGAAGACGACGAGCAGCAGCGCAAGCGUGCGCGCAAGUCGCCCGAGCCCGAGUCGGACGUCGAGGCGGAAUCGAUGGACGAGGACGACGAGGGAGUGUCCGGCCCCGCCCAUGCCGACCCACCACCACCCAGCGCCGAACCCUCCCUGCGCUACGACCUGGACGCACCUGGCGGUUUCCCAGUGUACGGCCGUGCCGACUCGCCCUUUGACGGCGCCCUUUCCAAGUGGACGGACGCGACCGGCGUCGAGUGGUUCAAGGCCGACGGCGUCAAGUAUCGCCAGGACGAGAUCCGCGUCGCUACCCUCAAGUACCGCAUGCCGAGGGACAGCGAGCACCCGGACGCUCGCCAGGAGGCCGGCGAGCUUGUACGUGUCUGGCUCGACGAGAGCGAGUACAAGCGCCUCAAGAGCGAGGGCAGGCUCAAGUGGCAGGAGACGCCGCCCGUCUCGCCCAACGAAAAGGACAGGCAGGAGCCCACCCCUCCUGCCGUCCCCUCGCGCCCCAGCUCGGUCGUGUCCGCCGUCGCUGCGCGCUCCAUCUCGCGCUCGUACGGUCCCUCGCGCAUUGGCCUUGGAAAUUCGGUCGCCUCCCCGCCGUCGUCGCUUGCGGUCAGUACAGCCAACGCGCCCUCACGCUCGGAAUCGCCAUACUACACCAACCAGGCGGCCUUUGACCGCCAGCUCGCUACUGCCGCGCCAAACCGCUCGCGCAUCAGCUCCCCCGCACGCUUUGCGGCUCCAGGUCGCCAACUGAGCGAAGCUGGCCGUGCCAAGAGGCAGGAAGAGCUGCUCGCCAGGCUGGGCAAGGAUGUCAAGUCCGAGUCGAGCGAGGGUUCUCCUGCCGCGCCUUCCCCCGCACCCUUGACCGCGUCGCCGCUGUCCGCGCUCGCCGCGUCGUCCUCCAAGGACGCCGCCGCGUCGACUACCCCGACCACCAAGCCUGCCUCGCCAUUCAGCUUUGGCAAGUCUUCCGAGUCGGCACCAACCACGUCGUCGCCGCUUGCCAAGUCUGGUUCCUCGCUUCUGGCACGUCUCGGCAAGCCAGAGGACACGGACAAGCCAGAGGUCAAAGCAGACAAGGGUACGCCGGCACCCUUCUCGUUCGGUGCUCCUUCGACCGCGGCGGCAAAACCCGCCGCCGAGGCCGAGGUCAAGGCCGACAAGCCUGCUCCUUUCUCGUUUGGCGCUCCUGCUUCUGCUCCCACUCCCGCCGCUCCGGCUACGACCGCCACAAAGCCCGCCGAGACAAAGACGGACAAGGCGGCACCGUUCUCGUUCGGCUCUUCGCCGGCCGCCACGCCUGCUGCCGCUACCCCACCGGCCGCGUCCCCCGCGCCCGCCGCUGCUCCGUUCUCGUUUGGCGCAGUGACUGCGAACAAGGACGAGCCCAAGGCCGUCGACUCCCCCAAGCCCGCCCCAUUCUCGUUUGGCGCUCCUGCCGCUCCCAAGCCUGUUGACGCUCCCAAGCCUGCUGGAUUCUCGUUCGGUGCUCCUGCCACAGCCAAGCCCGCUGAGGCCCCCAAGGCUGACGCGCCCAAGCCCGCGUUUGGCGGUUUCGGCGCUGCCCCAGCUCCUUCACCAACUGCUGAGGCCCCCAAGCCCACCACGUUUGGCGGCUUUGGCAGCAGCGCUCCAUCUGCACCUGUACCUGCAGGUGCCCCCGCAGCGGCUCCGUUCUCGUUUGGCGCUCCCGUGGAGAAGAAGGACGAGCCCAAGGCCGAAGCUCCCAAGCCUGCGUUUGGCGGCUUUGGCGGUACCCCAACCCCUCCAGCCGCUCCCGAUGCGUCAACCUCGUCGUUCUCCUUUGGCGGCGCCACUGAGAAGAAGGACGAGGCUCCCAAGCCUGCGUUUGGCGGCUUUGGCGGUACCCCAACCCCUCCAGCCGCUCCCAGUGCGUCAACCUCUUCGUUCUCAUUUGGUGCGGCCGAGAAGAAGGACGAGGGAGCUCCCAAGCCUGCGUUUGGCGGCUUUGGUGCCCCGUCCGCGGCUUCAGCCGCACCCGCCGCAUCGCCAUUCUCGUUUGGCGGUGCCACUGAUAAAAAGGACGAGCCCAAAGCGGAGGCUCCCAAGCCCUCGUUUGGCGGCUUUGGCUCCACCACCACUACUACCACCACCUCGACCUUUGGCGCGGCCCCGUCGGCAUCGGGCUUUGGCGCGGCGUCGUCAACCCCUGCAUUCGGGUUCGGCGCCGGCCCCGCUCCGUCGUCUACCACGCCGACUGACAGCCCCAAGCCGACCAUGUUCUCGGCCCCAGCUGCUGCCACUUCUGUGUUUGGAGCACCUGCGUCUUCUGGAUUUGGAGCACCUGCUGCUCCAGCGUUCGGAGCUGCCACCGCGCCUGCUCCUGCUCCUGCUCCCGCCAAGCCUGCGUCCUUCUCGUUCGGAGCAGCUCCUGCAGCUGACAAGCCUGCCUCGGCUGGCGCGUUCUCGUUCGGCUCCUCCACCCCAGCAGCGCCAACCACAACACCAGCACCAGCUUCGUCCAGCUCGUUCUCGUUUGGCGCCCCGGCCGGUGCCCAGCCAGCCUCGACUGGUUCGUUCUCCUUCGGCGCUGCCGCCGCUGCGCCAGCCACUUCGGCGCCGCCCGCAUCCACUUCGACUUUUUCGUUCGGCGCAGCCCCAGCAGCUGACAAGCCCGCGGCCAUGGGCACGAGCACGCCCUCGUUCUCCUUUGGCGGUGCGCCCGCCGCGUCGGCCCCCGCGUCCACCUCGACAUUCUCGUUUGGCGCGCCCGCCCCCGCGGCCGGCGCUGCGGGCCAGCCAGCGUCGACUCCCGCAUUCUCGUUCGGCGGGGCGGGCCCGAGUGCCGGCGGCUUUUCGUUUGGCGCCAGCGACGACAGCACACGGCAGGUGCGCAGCCUGCGGCGCAAGUGA
Molecule: messenger RNA, 3714 nt
Organism: Apiotrichum porosum
Lineage: Eukaryota; Fungi; Basidiomycota; Tremellomycetes; Trichosporonales; Trichosporonaceae
Exons: 3
Coding region: 1-3714 (1237 amino acids)
Source: RefSeq, a predicted model, not a curated record